Messenger RNA from Saprolegnia diclina VS20, 1191 nucleotides. RefSeq lists its product as hypothetical. The record is from RefSeq and is a predicted model, not a curated record. Lineage: Eukaryota; Oomycota; Saprolegniomycetes; Saprolegniales; Saprolegniaceae. The coding region runs from base 1 to 1191 and encodes 396 amino acids. Gene Ontology annotation, biological process: transmembrane transport. The transcript is spliced from 3 exons. Gene Ontology annotation, molecular function: transmembrane transporter activity.
AUGCUGCGGGGCUACUGGACCAUCGCGCUCGAUGCCAAGGCGCCGUACGCCGCGCACGCCGAGCGCCAUGUUUUCUUCUGGCCACUCUACAGCGCUACUCUCGAGACGCCGCGCUACAGCUGCCUCGGCUUUCACCGCGGCUACGUCUUCUUUGCCACGUUCCUCCUCCAGUUUGCGACCGGCUCCAUCUACGCCAUCUACUCGGUGUCGGGGCCCAUCAACGUAUACUUUGGCUUUCCGGAGGAUAGCAGCAACGCAUCGAACGCUGUUGUGAUCUCGGGCAUCCUCGGCAUCCUUGCGCAAGCGCUCCUCGGACCGCUGGUCGAGCGCAAAGGGCCGCGCUUGAGCCUUGGCGUUAGCACCGGCCUUAUGGUCGUUGGGCUCUUGACGGCACAGAUCGCGACCGUGCUCCACAUGUGGGCCCUCCUCAAUAUCGGGGUCGCGUUCGUAGCCGUUGCGUUUGGUGCCAUCAUGCUCGCAUCCAUCUCGACCGCGCUCAAGUGGGCACCGGACGCCCGCGGGACUGUCACUGGCGUCUGUCUCUUUGGCUUUGGCCUUGGCAAACACGUUUGGGGUCUGCUCUUCGAGUCGCUCCUCGAUGGCACGGACGCGACGUUCCAGUACCUCUUUUGGGUCCUCCUCGCGGUGCUUCUCUCGACGCUCUCGCUGGCGACGCUCAUCAUUCGCCUGCCGCCAAGAGACUUUAGCGUCCGCGGCCACGACAUGCACUGCAUCCCGUGCGCCAAGGCCCCGAGCGCGAGCCUCGUCCAAGAUGAGUUUCUGCACGUGGGCAUGACGCUCGUCAACUACAAGGCGAUUGCGCGGCACAGCAGCUCGCUCGUCGAGGGCACGGACCGUCGGUACCACGAGCAAGUCAAGGCUCUGUCGCUGCUGCAGUGCAUCUUCUCGACCGACUUUGCGUUUCUCCUCCUCGCGCUCAUCUCCAACUCGACCGUGGGCUUGUUUUACAACGAGAUGACCGCCAUCCAAGUCCGCUCGGACCUCCUCAGCGACGUGUACCACAUCUCGGAUGCGGCCGCCGACGCCGUUCGGCUCCGUGGUGUGGCUGCCGACCUCGCGGGCCGGCUCGUGAUGCCGAUCCUCUCGGACAUUUGCAUCCGGCUGCUGUACGGCAACCCGGCGUUCGUUCGGAAAGGCUGCUUCUUGUCUACGUUUCGUCCAAUCAGAUGA